Messenger RNA from Cyphellophora attinorum, 1455 nucleotides. RefSeq lists its product as uncharacterized. Bases 1 to 1455 code for a protein of 484 amino acids. NCBI's taxonomy places the organism in Eukaryota, Fungi, Ascomycota, Eurotiomycetes, Chaetothyriales, Cyphellophoraceae. The transcript has 3 exons. The record is from RefSeq and is a predicted model, not a curated record.
AUGGGCGUACUCUUUGCCGAAGAUGGGCACUGGUACGCAUGCACACAGGAAGGCUGCAAAGUGUUCAAACGCGACAGAUACGAGGUCGCACGUCACUACGAGAAAAAGCAUCCCGACGUGUACAAGGAUAUCGACUCCGAAGAUAAAGCCAAAGACAUCACAUACGAGGAUGCUGAGCAGCUUCCCAGAAGCCGAAGCGACGAAGAAGAAGGCUCUAGCGACGAAGGCCAGAAAGAAGGCGGAAAAGUUGGCAGCUCAAGCGGCCCAACAGUCACAGUCUGCUGCUUCACCUCCUACAUCGUCGACCGCGUCUCCCACAUCGUCAGCUACGUCUCCUACUUCUUCGGCCACGACUCCUACAUCUUCGGCUGCGUCUGCUACGUCUUCGGCUCAGUCUCAUACAUCUUCGGCUACGUCUCCUACAUCUGCGGGCGCGUCGUCGGCCACAUCUACGGUAAACAGGACUACAACGACACCGACGAUGAUUACAAUUCGAGUGGUGAGGACCUCGACGAAGAUGACGAUCGAGACAUCGCCAAGGCUGAGGCCGAGUCACCAACUUACACCAUGUCCGAGCCCGACACGGCACCAGAGACACCUUCCGAUGCGAUGGAAAUCGAUGCGAUUGGGCCAAUAUCACCGAAGACAUUGCUCACUCUGCCCCCUGAGCUCCACGCUCUCGCUAUCGAGAAAUUGGUCGUUCGCGAGACGCGUCACGCCCUCGGCCGCCAAAGCCUUGGUGCCAGUGUCAUUGACCAGGACCUCCUCAAUGGGCACCCCGACCUAAGGGCGGCAACUCUCGACAUUCUUGCGAGGAAGGUGGUGGUCGUCCAGGUCAACAUCUACAGUUGGAGCAUAGAUGCGCUCACAGAGUUCCAAGAAAGUCUGGUUCGUCUCCCAUUGCAGCGGGUGAGCCCCAUGCUCGAACAGGACCCAAUCUUGAACGGUCGUAUCGUGUCGCUAACAGUGAGCGUUCACGUGGGUCCGAAAGCUUGGAACCCUUCAGAUCCAAGGUCGAACGCUCCGCACGUGCCUCACCACAUUCCACACACGUUCAUCCUCGAGAGGGAGUCAGGCUUCAGACUUGUUCGAAAGCUAAAGUCUCAGAAGAUCCGAAGACUCACACUCGACUUCCACAGACCUAUCAAAGAUGCCCAACAACGAAAAGACGCGGUCUUCCUGCUGUGGAUGUUCGGCAUGCUUCGAAUGGUCGAUCGUGUGCAAUUCUGCGGCAAGAAGUUGCCCUGGCCACAGGAGAUCUUACGAGACCUUAAGCAAGUCAUGGAGGCCAAGCCCAGCCCGCAAUCUGUUGGGAAACCCCAGCCAAGUGCUGAGAAGUGCUUGAAGUUGGUGAAGGACCAUUUAGAGCCCCACUUCACAACCGGCAGUGGUUCAGAGGAUGAUUUCGAGAUUGUUCUGUCGGUCCUGAAAGCACUGCGCACUCGGAAGGUGUAA